Zychaea mexicana is the source of this 384-nucleotide messenger RNA. RefSeq lists its product as uncharacterized. Bases 1 to 384 code for a protein of 127 amino acids. The transcript is spliced from 2 exons. Lineage: Eukaryota; Fungi; Mucoromycota; Mucoromycetes; Mucorales; Lichtheimiaceae. The record is from RefSeq and is a predicted model, not a curated record.
AUGCACACGAAAGAAUCGCCGUCCACCAACCCCCAGGAAACUUGGGACCUGGUCAAAGAACUACGUGCACAGAAACUUACUGGCUUCGUACCGGAUCGAUUAGCUUCUGUAUGCACUCAGCUUGCUGAAUACCAAACAGAAAUGGCUUAUAUACAAUCUCUCAAAGCUGGUGUCCGCUGGAGAGAACACGGAGAAAAAUCAGUGGGCUACAUCAAACGGACUCAUCAACAACGCCAAGCGCAACGUGCUAUCGUCGAACCACAACAUCCUGACACUGGUACGCUGGAGAACUCGCUUUAUCAUAUGCACGAAGCAGCAUGCACUUUCUACCGCAAUCUUUAUACUUCAGCAUCGAUUGAUGAUUCUGCCGUCGACGACCUCUAG